AUGCAUCAGACGAUAGAUCAAACUCAAAGGCGCAUCUUUUCGGAAGGAAACACUAGUAUCAGCGAAAUAUUGCAGGACGGAAUCGGUGAGUUGGAAGUGAUGGAAUUCAAAGAAGAUAUAGUGGUGACUCUGCUCGUGAUGUGCUGUCUUUCAACCAUGCUUCAGCUGUGGGUAUGCAGUAAAGCGAUUGAUCAAAUUCGGAAACACACCAGUGAACGAUGUAUGCACAUAUUCCUCUUGAAUAUGACUACUGCUGACCUUUUGCUGACAGGAAUUGGAUACCCAAUGGAAUUUCUACAAGACAUGUAUGAUUUGGGUUUUAACUAUUAUGUGAACUUGAUGAUGCAUUUCAUCCUGUGGCUUGGCACGGCCGUAUCCGGACUCAGUCUCGUGUUGAUGAACCUUGAUAAACUCGUCUACUUCAAAUUUCCACUCAGCUAUUCGAAACGUUUAACUCGUGAUCGAGCCGUGUGUUUCGCAGUUGGUACCUGGAUAUGCAGCGUGUUGUUCGUAUCGACCGCAUUCAUCACGCAUGCUGUAGAGUGCCGUUACAAUUGCCAGACAUUGACCAUGCCGACCGGGAGUAGAUACGCUCCUUUCAUCUACUUACUGUUCACUUGCUGUGUCAGUGUGGUACCAGCGCUGUCGUCACUGUGCGUAGCACUCUAUCUUUUGCGAGUGGUCAGCGAGCAUCGCAAGCAUAUUGCUGAAGAACGGCGUCUUUGUCCAACAGCAGCCGGCAUGCGAAGAGAGAACGCUGUAUUGGCACGUAUGCGAACGUUUUAUUUCAUCUUCGUAUCCACUAUAUUCACCUCGUUGACACUUAUUCCCUACCGUACUCUUACUAUCUAUCGAACAAUUUUUCAAGCCGAUACUGAAAUUCGAUUCUGUUUACCAGUUCUCAUCAGCAUCAUCGCAUACUACAGUAUGGAUCUGAAUUCGGUAAUAAUUUAUUCAAUAUUUAUCUUAUGUCGUUUUGUGUAUCAUAUGUUUUCAAUGCAUAUCGGGUCAUUUGCGUCGGAAUUUUUUUUACUUUCGAUUUUCAGCACAUGA
Anisakis simplex (herring worm) is the source of this 1053-nucleotide messenger RNA. Lineage: Eukaryota; Metazoa; Nematoda; Chromadorea; Rhabditida; Anisakidae. The record is from the annotation of a GenBank genome assembly.